AUUCUUAGAAGCCUUCAGAUUUUGGAUUACUUAUCUUUUAUGCUGAAAGUUAGCGGUUUAAUCGGAUUUGCUUUUGCUGUUCCUCAAAUUUAUUCUUAUCAUUUGGAAUUCAUUUUUGCACCUAUUUGUCAUUUUUAUGGUAUGUUUUUUCUAAUAUUAGCCUUAUUAAAUUAUGCCUAUAAAAUCUUUUUCUUUUAUUACUUAUUAAAUCGAAAUUUCAGGUUAUUGUGCCAUCCAUUAGCAUCAUCAGGUGAAUGUGAACCACUUAAACCGGAAAAUUUCCAAAAGGGUGGAAAAUUUGAAUUCUGUCGAUAA
Molecule: messenger RNA, 315 nt
Organism: Dracunculus medinensis (Guinea worm)
Lineage: Eukaryota; Metazoa; Nematoda; Chromadorea; Rhabditida; Dracunculidae
Source: the annotation of a GenBank genome assembly